CGCUCACGUUGACGUAACAUUUUCAUUCACCCACGGUUCCAAACUAAGAACCACAACUCCAUAGAUGAAGGUCGGACUACCAAAACGAGCACCUCCGCAUGCACGUCGGCGUCAAAACUUCCGCUCUGCCCAAAAUGAGCCAAGAUGUGUGCAAGAUUGGGGAUAGCGGUCACGACGACUAUGGUCGGGUACUCAGCAGCCACAUCGAACCAUGUUUGGUUGCCCGUCACCACCAUCUCGGUGCUCUUUAAGAUCUCUCCCCGAGUUUAGAUUCUCGGCAACGUCUUCCGGGCCAGUGAGGUCUGGAUCCAAUUCCGCUAUCAUUCAUGACGGGAGGAGGAACACAGGACUAUGCGCAGAGAAUAAAAGCGAUUGUGUCCCUCACUGACGAAUAGACCGGGGUUGAUUUGGUGGUUGAAUCCAUCAAUAUCAAUCUUUCUGGCCCCUUCAUCCUUCUUUCACUCCCUGAUUGACAAGCUAGCUCCUUACGCGAAAAAGCAUAAUUCAGCAUGUCUGGCUUAGGUUUGACGAAAGCUGCUGGUUUAGUCGUGGCUUGGACAGUCUUGGUUGCCUUGAGUGCACCAUACCUGUCCGAGACUUUUUCCCAGAUCUCAUCACUCACCUUCAUCAUCAGCGGCCUUCCAGUACCUGACCACCCUCUCGCAAAACCCCUGAAACUUUUCCGGAAUACAGCAACUUGUACAGAAAAACCCCGACAGCCCUUCUUCUGCGAUGUAUCCUGUUCAUACAAGAUUGAGCUCGUCUCUCUGGACCCUUUGAUUAUUUACAUCCACAACCUCAUAACACCCUCCGAGAUCUCCUCACUCCUCUACACAGCCGAACCCAUGUUCAAACCAUCGGUGGUAACCAAACAUGGCCGUCAACAACAAACGCAAGACCGCACGUCGAGCUCAGCUGGACUACCACGCGACGAUCCCGCUGUCAAGUGCGUCCUGGACCGGGCACGAGGCUUUAUGGGUACAAUGUUGAGGGAUGGCUGGGACGAGAUGGGUCCGCCGCAGUUGGUUCGGUAUCGGGCCGGUCAGAGGUUCAAUGUCCAUCAUGACUGGUUUGACAGGCCGCUCUUAGCCAACGACGGCAGCAACAGGGUGUGGAAUCGCGUUGCCAGUUUCUUUGCCAUACUCCAGGACAACUGCACCAAAGGCGAGACACACUUCCCUCAUGCGAAGCCAAUCAUAUUGUCGAGUCCGUGGAAAGAACCCAUGUGGCGUGGCGGAUUAGAGGACCAAAAGCUGAAGAACGUGACUGAUUUAAAGCCUCUUUGGCGGGAGCAUGAGGAUGGAGGGUUGGCGUUCAGACCGGUUGCUGGCAAUGCUAUCUUUUGGGUUAACCUUCAUGCCAACGGGACUGGUGAUGAACGGACAAACCAUGCCGGACUUCCACCGGGGGAUGGGCUCAAGACCGCGAUGAACAUUUGGCCUAGGCGAUACUGGCCUUAUGAAUAG
Neurospora crassa OR74A is the source of this 1466-nucleotide messenger RNA. RefSeq lists its product as hypothetical. The record is from RefSeq and is a predicted model, not a curated record. Gene Ontology annotation, molecular function: iron ion binding; procollagen-proline 4-dioxygenase activity; L-ascorbic acid binding. Gene Ontology annotation, biological process: peptidyl-proline hydroxylation to 4-hydroxy-L-proline. Gene Ontology annotation, cellular component: endoplasmic reticulum. The transcript has a single exon. NCBI's taxonomy places the organism in Eukaryota, Fungi, Ascomycota, Sordariomycetes, Sordariales, Sordariaceae. The coding region runs from base 510 to 1466 and encodes 318 amino acids.